UCGAAUCAAGUUUUCUUACGACACAUUUUACAGAACUUCCUCUGCUGCUAUUUUGGUUUGAAGCCGUGAAGAAGUGACUUCUCUCAGUUUGCGGUGACUCCGAGGAUGAAGCAGCAGAAUCAGCUGAUCUUUCUUGUUCUGUCAGUGAUCUUCACAGGGUCGUUCUGCGAUGGUUGGAAGAUGGCCGUCUCUCCGGAGGUCAGCGCCUCCAGAGGAGAAGACGCUGUCCUCAGCUGCUCCCUCACCAGCUCCAGAGGACAGCAGAGUUCAGGACAGAUCCACGUCAGGUGGCUAACUGCUGACUCGUCACCUUUCCUCAGCUGCUCAGUUAGAAACGACUCAGCGACUCAGGGACGCGGCGAAUGUUCGUUUCCUGAGCUCAAACAUUCGCUGACUGGAGAUCCGAGGCGGGGGGAGCUGUCUCUCCUCAUCAGGGAGGUCCAGCUGACGGAUAGCGGUCAGUACUUCUGCUCAGUGGAGCUGGAGGGCUGGCGGAGUCUGAGAGAGAAGACCCAGCUUCUUGUUACAGCUGAACCUCAGAUCCUGAGUCUGGUUGUGGUGGAGCCCCCCCCGGCCUCAGGCAGCGCCCCCCGGAGGCUGCAGUGUGAGGUGGAGGGCCACCCGCUGCCCAAGCUGGUUUGGCUGUCGGCCUCCAGGCUCAAGUUAGAGGACCAGGGGCGGACCACUGAGGCGGGGCCGUACCGACGGAUCGGCCAGGUGCCCUACCUGGAGGGGGAGGAGCUGACCUGCAGGGCGGAGAGCAGCCUGGGGGGGGCUCAGAGGUCGUAUCCACCCAGUCAGACCCUGAUGAUAACAGCGGUGGUGUGUGGCCUCAUGGGGGCGCUGCUGCUGCUGCUGCUGCUCACAGUGGGAAUCGUUCACUGUCGCAGGAACAGAGCUCCACUCGACUCUUCUACUGUUUACGAGAACGCUGAUGCAGUGAAGAGGUUUGGUGUGCGAGCGUCCGAGCCUCCAGCCGACGGAGACUCUGAGAUCCAGCUGCUGUACUCGGUCAUGGGCAGUCCAACUGUUCAUCAGCUGUCGAGCUCCGGCUGUCCCCCUGAGCCAGUCAUCCUGUAUUCUCCUGUCAAUGUUCAGAGGAGCAACAGAGAAUUUCCUGAUUGACUCAUGAAACGGAAAUGAUGUGAUGCUUGUUUUCUAAAACUCUGCUCAUAAUUUGGUUUAAAGCCUCCGACUCCACAGAGACUCAACCCAGCUACCUCCUCUCGUACCCCCCCCCCUCCUCCAAAGAUGGUUACUUCCGGUUUAAAAAAAAAAAGAUAGCGCUGAACAAAAAGUCAUGGGUUGA
Platichthys flesus (European flounder) is the source of this 1309-nucleotide messenger RNA. Its product is annotated as sialic acid-binding Ig-like lectin 15. NCBI's taxonomy places the organism in Eukaryota, Metazoa, Chordata, Actinopteri, Pleuronectiformes, Pleuronectidae. The record is from RefSeq and is a predicted model, not a curated record. Gene Ontology annotation, cellular component: plasma membrane. The transcript has 8 exons. Gene Ontology annotation, biological process: regulation of bone resorption; regulation of osteoclast development; regulation of actin cytoskeleton organization. The coding region runs from base 106 to 1125 and encodes 339 amino acids.